Messenger RNA from Xyrauchen texanus (razorback sucker), 8271 nucleotides. It is a transcript of the gene fbrs, whose product is annotated as fibrosin. Bases 711 to 4469 code for a protein of 1252 amino acids. NCBI's taxonomy places the organism in Eukaryota, Metazoa, Chordata, Actinopteri, Cypriniformes, Catostomidae. The record is from RefSeq and is a predicted model, not a curated record. The transcript has 19 exons.
ACCGGACAGCAGCACACAAUGCAGUUUGACUGCUACGGGUUAUCCACACAGGUUUCAUGCAUGUAUCAGCUUCCCAAAUAAUAUGAAGACAUCCACUUAUCACAUUUUGACAAUUGGUGCGAAAAGUAAGCUUUCGUAAGUCAAUUUCCACGUUACGCUCGAGAAAAAUCCAGCUCCUGCUGCCUAGACCGGCGAAAUCUCCAGUCUUCACCGCUCAGUGAACAACACAGCGGGCCGCAGAAGGAGGAGCCCGGCCUGCGCUGACGGGGCUGCGCUUAACAUCAGUGACGGUGCAACUCCAGCCCGAGGCUUCCGGGCCUGUUUUAUAUUAUUAGCGUUAUAAAUGGAGGCUCGAACGAAAGCAGAAGCCAGAGGAAAAUGACACUCUGUACAGCUCAAGUGAUGAACGUGACAAUGUCUUGACAGAAAGACAGUAACUGGAAUGUUUUAAAGCUUUAAUAAUCAGUGUGUUGUUGGAUUAAACAGGCCCGGUGAUGCCCAGACAUGACUGUGCUCAGACUGCAGUGUCCUCACGCCGUAAAGCCUCCACUUGAUUCAAUUAAAUCAUAAAAGGAAUAGAAAAACACAUUUUCAUCAGAGAUCCGCAACACUUGUCCAAUAGGCCUUGGGUAUUACUUAUUGCUUUUUGUAAACUCUCCCAGACCAGUGAAGGCACUUUCUUAGAAAGUGCCUUUAUACGGUGCAUUGACAUGGACGGUCCUAGUCGAAGCGGAGGGUUCAGGCAGAGCCGUCGCUCACGCUCCAAGCGCGACAGAGAGCGGCGGCGGAGGAGAGAGGAUCUCGCUGAACACAGGGCCUCGUCGCCGUCCUCGGCCUCGGACCAAGAACUCUGCAGAAGAGACUCUCUGCUAGGAGCUAACGGCGGAGAAUGCAGACCCGGCAUUCCCGGGGUCCGACACAGGCCUCCACGUAGGAGGAAGCGAGAAUUAGUGUCCUGCGAAGAGGAUAUAAUAGAUGGAUUCGCCAUAGCCAGCUUCAUAAGCCUGGAUGCUUUGGAGAUGGACAGUUCUCUAAAGCCAGCAGAAAGAUCUGGCUUGUUAAUGGGUAGAGGAAUCAAAAGGAAGAGAGGCCUAGAUGAAAAUGGAGGGCCUCUGUCAGAGCCAGAGGAAGGACCUCCCGCAACGUACACCAACAGUUGGGAGCAGCGCAGGAAAAUUAAAUCUAAACUGAAGCGAAAGGGAGCUGCUAAGGUGUCAGGGAGUCAUAUGGAGACAGGAUACAUUUGUGAUACAGAGAGUGAGUCAGGGGAUAAGGCUUCUGACAAUAUGGAGCCAGCAUUCAUCGUCUGUACAAGGGAAGCAGUUAACUCCAUCUCAGCAAGCUCUGCUGUUGGCAACGGUUGCCCUCUCAUGCCCUCGAAUAGCUCUUUACCCCUUCUGUCAGUCACAUCCCGGGUCUCUGGCCUGGAGAGGAGUCAGGAGAGGAGUAUGGAGCAGCCUUACCCUGAGCCUAUUUCUACCUCAUCCACACUCCCUAGCCUGAUAGCCCAUAACGCUGGCUCUGUCUCCACCUCAAUUCUUGAUCAGCGUAAUGGAAAUGGCGGUACCCAUCACCGAUAUGGUCCUAGCCCACCUCAGCACAAACACAAGCCCUUUCUCCCUUACCCUGGAAAGUCACAAUCAAUCUUUACAAUGGGCAGCAACAACAGGAGCAGUACCUCAGGCAAGCCUCCAUCUUUAUCUGCCUCUUCAUUAUCAAUCAGACCACCUACUCCUGCUACAAGUGUGUCUUUUGGUCGAGGCCCAGGGGGUGUGGGGACUGUAAGACCCUCGUCUCGACCAAGUCCUGGUGCCGUCUUCACACCGUCCCCCAGCCUUCCCCCACCACCUCCUCUUCUUCAGGUGUCACCACACCCUUCGACAGACCAGGAUCUGAUCUGUCAGGACUUGCCAGAAUCCAGUGCACCUGGAGGACCGUCGGUUUCAAGCUCAAGCUCUGGGACCUCCAGCAGAUCCUCGCAGGCCCAGACCUCCAUCCCCACAAUGGCCUACCAGUUCCAUCAGCACAAUCACCAGCACCAGCACACUCAUACUCACCAACACUUCCUGCAUCAUACAGCACCAGCACCACCACUGUUUGAAAAGUAUCCGGGCAAGAUUGAAGGACUCUUUCGACAUCCAUUUUUUCCUCCGUACCCACCAUCUGUGCCUGGAAUACAGCCUGUUCUUCCACCCACUGGACCUUUCAGUUCAUUGCGGGGCGCUUUUCAGCCUAAGCUUGUUGCCAUUCAGGGAGCUGCUCCUGAGAUGACUCCUGGUUUAGGAGUUGUACCUCCCCAUCUGCAACCUAAAACUCCAAGGCUCACAGACCCAUUUGCACCAUCACCGAAAGUCAGUAAUAAGCCUGGAAAAUGGUGUGCUAUGCAUGUCCGUGUUGCCUGGAUGAUUCUAAGGCAUCAAGAGAAAGUCAAGCUUAUGCAGGCUGAUCCUCAAAAGCUGGACUUCCGUAAUGACCUGCUGACACGACUUCCUGGCCCUGGUAUUGGAGGACUAGGAGGUCUAGGGCAACUUGGUGGUCCCCUUGCACCAGCUCAUGACCUUACAAGACCAGGAAGCCUGUUUGCAGCAGCUGGUGGGGUCAAUCCGUCCUCCACACCAUUCAUGCCUCCAUCAACGCCCCACUCCUCUUUCCUCAACCCAGCAGCACAUCUGGAUCCAUAUGGUCGUUCACCCCCCUUCACCUCUCUGGGAGCCUUGAGUUCUGGUGCCUUUGGGGGCUUAGGCAGUCCUACAAUAGCUGCCAGUGUUUUUGGCCACAAGACUGAGCCCUCUGCAAGUGCGGUUGGUGGUUUAGGUAACCCCCAUGAUCCAUGGAAUCGUCUGCAUGUUACCCCUGCCUCUUUCCCCUCUGGAUCAUCUUGGGCUAAAGGCCCUGAGAAAAGAGAUGACAGAGGAAAGGACAUGGAGAGAAGAGAGCUGACUCAUAUAAAAGAUGAAAAGGACAGAGACAGUAUCUUGUAUGGACGCCAGCCAGUGCAAAUGUCACCUGGUGUCCCAAACAUCAAGCAUCGCAGCAGCACGCCCAGUUCACAUAUGAAUGGCUUGGGGUCACUGAGUGGAGGUGGGGUGCAGUCUGAUGGCCAAAGCAGAGAACGUGAUCGUGAAAGGGAAAGAGAGGCAGACAAAAGACAACAUUCUGCAUCUAGGACACCAGCAUCAGCUUCCUCUACCGCACCAGACAGACCUCGAUCUUCAACGUCUUCUACUGUCACAACACCACCUAGUGCACCCUUAGCCCAUUCCCCUCUAGAUCGGUUUCACCGGCAGCCACCGCACACUCUCAGCACAGAAUCCAGCCAAUCUUCACAAAGAGAGAACAAUGGUCCAGCCACUUCUUCCUAUGCUAGUUCAUAUCCAGUCAAGAAACCUGACCGGACCACAACUCCAGUAUCCAAACCUGCAUUUAUUCUAACCUCUGGGAUGCUCCUCCCCCAAGUCAAGGUCAAAGAAGAGCGUAAAGAGGAGCCUGAGCCAGUGCCCAUCUCCUUACAACAUCAUGCGGUACCUCCGCACAGCUUUGAGCGGCCCAGUAGUCGACAUCCACACCAUCCAUCCACCCCAUCCUCAACCCUCUCAUUGACUCCUACACCUGGCGUGCCUCUUCCUCCUCAAACUCAACACCCUCACCACCAUCUAUCCCUCUUAGAUCGUACACGAGCUAUUGAUGCCUAUCUUGGGGGUGCUGGAGGCUCAGCUGGACUGGUAAUCGGUGCUGACCGCUUCCAACCACAUCCACAUGCUGCUCCUCAGGGUCAUUCCCAAGCCACUCACAGCUUUCCCUGGGACCCCUGGAGGGAUCUGGCUGCCCAUCAACAGCAGCAACGAAGAGAGGUUUUGGCUUUAAGGUCAGAUCCCCACCUUGCACUUCGCUCUGAUCCACACUUGUCUCGACUUCUCCAGCAUCAGCAGGUUCAUCGCUACUUGGAGGCAGCUGUGGCAAACAGCCCACACCAUCCACCAGUACCUACCUCUACGUCCUCUGCUUCGUCCUCAGCAAACAGGCCAGAGUUUGGUUUGAUGUCCCAUCCAUUUAAUGAUGAACAACGUGCUCAGAUACUGAGGGAAGACUUUGAGAGAGUGCGGUAUUUUGGGAUGCACCCACAUCAACACCUAUCCGCACCUCACCUUCCUAGCCCAUCUCAUGCUGCCCACCUAGAACAGCUUCAUGCAGGGCUACUUUCUCACUCUCAUCUCCAUCCAGCUGCAGCCUCCACACCAUCACAUCAUUCUGGCUUCUACUCUAGACUGGGACCUUUGCAUUCACAUUCUCAUGUACCUAAUGGCAUUCUAACCAAGACCCCAAGUCUAGUCGGGGCAUUGUCAGUUGGGGCUCCACCUCCACUCAUUCCAUCUGUGAACAGACCUUCUACUCCAAACCGUGGCUCCAGACAUGGUGGGGCAGGAGACUUGGCCCUUUUCACCACACAUAAAGAUGGGGAGUCCAGAUAGUGCUGAAACCACUCCUCACAUGGCAGGAUUCUGUAAGACACUCGGACAGAGCCAAGUUACAAUGACCAUACACAAGUGUUGAAUCGACCCAGGGCUGUUUGAUAUAUUUAUCCACUGUAAAAUUGGUGCAAAUAAGGUACUCCCUUGCUGUGCUCUGGUUUGUAUGAAGGGCUUUCUUUACAAAGAGGCCUGUGGAUGUUCAAAUACUAUUAAUUACUUAAACUAAUAUGAAGACUGAGAGAUGUAUCCAAAAUUGUAUACAGAGAUACAUUUAUGAGUUUUACACUUACAGUGGAGAUUUUUUUUCUCUAAGUGAACUCAAGGAAAGCCUUCUGUAGAGUUACAGUCUUGAGCUUUGUAUUUGAAGAAAGAUAAAUUGAACUCUGACUUAAAUAGUCAAGUAUUGAUUGUCUGAAUCAGCACUGUUGGGAAAUGUAUGGAUUUAAAGAAACACAAGGUCCACAUUCUGCUUUAGAAUUUCAAGUCAACAUCAGACAAUUUCCAUCAAAAUCAGAACGAACUUAAGAUUUAUUUUAUUUGUUAAAAAAUGAUUAUGAACUGUAUAUCUUGUUGGAUAAUAUUUUAAGAUUUAAAGGGAAAGAACUGUCUCCCAUUCAUUAGUCUGACUUGGUACAAGAGCUGGGCCAGAAUAUAGUAGAAUAGUGAUAUUGAUUUUGUAAUAAUUAUUGUUACAUUACCUUCCAUAAUAAAUAUAUUCACUGUUUAUGUUAUGUCAUGUUUCAGGUCUUACAAAUGCACUCCCUUGUUGAAAUAAGAUGAUUAUUGUCCAGCAAAGCACUACAUUGAUAUUGCUCUAAUACAUUGGUUAUGUUGAUACCAAUGUCCUAAGUAUGUAACAAAACCAGCCUCUACAGUGCAGAGAACUGAAUAUAUUUAUACUUUGGGAGAGGUGGGUGUUAUUUUUCUUUAAUCAAUGUUGAAGCCUGUGGAGGUCUCCAGGAAAACAAACAUCAUCCAAACAAACACUCAGAAGGACACUUAUCUACUGGACAAAAGGAGUGCACGUCUUGUAACUGCAGCUAAACUACAGGAUUAAAGGACUCUUAAAUGGAGAUACAGGACAUUUUGGAUAAAUUAUUUUAUACUUUUUAAGUAUGUCCACCUCCCCCCCUGAAAACCACAAAGAUGAAUUAUUAAACAAAUGGUUGGUUAUUUACACAUGUGUUGUAUUUAUUAAUUGGGUAUCUUGCGACUCACAUGUGUGUAUCUGUAAUAUAAUGGUUUAUUACUGUCACUUGACAAAUUUCUGAGCCGAGUCUUGUUUGUACAUGCUUAUAUUAUUUUAUUUAGUAUAUGUUACUUACGUAUACAGAACAUUGGCAUCUAUCAUUAUCACUUAAAGGGAUCGUUCACCCUAAAAAAUUAUAAUUCUCUUAUCAUUUACUUCAGAUGUGUAUGAUUUUAGUCUGCUGAACACAAAUUAAGAUUUUAGAAGAAUAUCUCAGCUCUGUUGAUCCAUUCAAUGCAAGUGAAUGGUGGCCAGAACUUUACAGAUUUAAAAAGCACAAAGGCAGCAUAAAAUAAAUCCAUAUAACUGGUUAAAUCCAUGUCUUCAGAAGCGAUAUGAUAGAUGUGGGUGUGAAAAAUCUAUAUUUAAAUGUUUUUUACUAUUAAUUCUCCUCCCUGCCCAUUGGAUGUGAGGAAAAAAAAAGUGAAAGUGGAGAUUUACCCAAACCUAUCACAUCGCUUCUGAAGACCGUUUUAACCACUGGAGUCUUAUGGUCAGGGUUGGGGAGUAACUGAAUACAUGUAACGGGAUUAUGUAUUAUAAUACAAAAUAUAAGUAAUUGUAUUCCACUAAAGUUACAAUUUAAAUAUUUGUAAUUAGAAUACAGUUACAUUCAAAAAAAGUACUUUGAUUUCUGAAGAGAUUACUUUACAUUUUAUUGUCAUUUGUUUCAUUAAAAAUGUUGUCCUUUCAAAGAUGGAAAACAUUUAUACAUAUAAAUGAUGCGAUCAAAAGUGCAUCUGAACAGCGGUGAAACACUUUCUUAUGAUGUGUUACAUUCAAGUAAGUUUGGAGCAGAAGAAAUGUGAAUAAUCCUUGUGUAAAUUGUUAGCUUUAUGCUAAGCUAAAAUGCUAUUUCUAGCCAUUUUACAAUGUACGUUACCUGGCACGAUCAUAUUUUUUAUCAAGAAAAUUCACAUUGGAUCAUAAUUUCUUUUUUUCUAGUAAGACCUUUAAUACUAGGGCAAAAAUCAUAUUCUUAAUAAUUUUUGUAUUGUUUUCCUGUAAAACUAUCUAAAAAUCCUUAAAACAAGAUCAAUUUGAUGCUAUGUUUAUGUUUUGGUUUUUCAGAGAAUAUAUUUUUAACAUGUGUAUUUUGUCUUACUGUUCUGGCAGAGUUUUUAUAGUCAAGACAAGUGAAAAAAAAAUCUACCAGUGCUGAAGAAGUAAUCCAAAGUAUUUUGUAUACGUUACUGGCCUUGAGUAAUAUAACGGAAUACAUUAUAAAUGACAUUUUACAACAUGUAUUCUGUAAUCUGUAGUGGAAUACAUUUCAUAAGUAACCCUCCCAACCCUGCAUAUUGAUUACUUUUAUGCUGCCUUUAUUUGCUUUUUGGGGCUUGAAAUAUCUGGCCACUGUUCACUUGCAUUGUGACGACCUGCUGGGAUGAUUUUUUCUAAAAAUCUUUUGUGUUCUGCAGGCGUAAGAAAGUCAUACACAUAUGGCAUGGCAUGAGGGUGAAUAAAUGAUAAGAUAAUUUGUAAUUUUGGGUGAACUAUCCCUUUAAAGCACUUAAAAUAUUGCCUUGUCACUUUAAGUGUAACCAGGAAGACUAAAACUAAAAUGAGCACUGUAUCUUGUCCAUAAAAAACCUAUAGAGACAUCUGUUAGAGUUUGGGGGGUAAACUCUAUGUUAAAACAAACAAUCAAUCAAACAUAUUCCUUGCCAAACUGCCGUCUCAGAAAGACUACUCAAAGUUGAACAGUAUGUUCAGAAGAAUCCCUUCACAGAAGACUGGUUUAUGCAAUUGAGAAUGACAUGAGCAUGGCUGAAAUGUAUAUAUACAGUUCUGGAAAAAAUGAAAGAGAUCACUUCAAAAUUAUCAGGUUCUCUGGAUUUACAAAUUAUAGGUGUGUGUUUGAGUAAAAUUAACAUUUUUGUUUCAUUCCAUAAAGUACUGACAACAUUUCUCCCAAAUUCCAAAUAAAUAUAUUGUCAUUUAGAGCAUUAAUUUGCAGAAAAAGACAACUGGUCAAAAUAACAAAAAAGAUGCAGCACCCCCAGAUCAUCACCAAUCCUCCACCAAAUUUCACAGUGGGUGUGAAACACUGUGGCUUGAAGGCCUCUCCAGGUCUCAGUCUAACCUUUAGAAGACUAGGUGGUGGAUCAUGAUGACCUGGUAGUGCUUCAUUAAGGCUGAAAUCAGGCAGAUUCACCUUUGUGAAGGAUGCAUAAAUAUAUAAUCCUAUAAUAUUAAGUAUAAUUUUAUCCUGGAAGAAAACUUGCUUCCUUCUGCUAUGAUCCCCAAUUCUGAGGAUUAGUUUUUCCAGCAGGACAAUGCUCCAUGCCACACAGCCAGGUCAAUCAAGGUGUAGACGGAGGACCACUGGAUCAAGAUCCUGUCAUGACUUCUGGAAUGUGAUCAAGAGGAAGUUGGGGAGGCAACAAGCCAUCAAACAAAGCUGAGCUGAUUGAAUUUUUGCAUCAGGAGUGGCAUUAAGUCACCCAACAGCAAUGUGAAAGUCUGGUAGAGAGCAUAACAAAACGCUUGAAAGCUGUGAAUGAAAAUCAGGGUUAUUCCACCAAAUACUAAUUCUGAAUACUAAAGUUA